This is a messenger RNA of Amaranthus tricolor (Joseph's coat), 1504 nucleotides long. RefSeq lists its product as uncharacterized. The transcript has 2 exons. Bases 38 to 1279 code for a protein of 413 amino acids. The record is from RefSeq and is a predicted model, not a curated record. NCBI's taxonomy places the organism in Eukaryota, Viridiplantae, Streptophyta, Magnoliopsida, Caryophyllales, Amaranthaceae.
CUCUCCACGGCCAUCUUCAGAUAAAGGGAAGGAGAAAAUGGGGGAAUCUUCCGCGGCUCCCUCCUCUCAGUAUGCCGAGGUUUACCGUCGUCGGGAGGUUUCCCCUUUUCGACGCGACACACCCUUUCCGGAGCUGGGGCAUAAGGGCUUAGUAGUCCGCUUUAACAGGGCGACGUCCAACUUAAUCAGCAAAGUGGACGUCGACCUUUUAGAAUCUAUGCCCCCCCGUGAUAGGGUGCGUCAAGCACAAGCUUCGGCGGCGGAGGCGUUCAUACGGUUGGCCUUUGAGCUCGACGCCAACCGUCAAAGUGCCGCGGACCAGGAAACCAUGGCCGCCCUUACCUCCCGCUGCGAAGAGCUGAACGAAGAAUUAACAAAACUGCGGGAGGACCUGCCGAGCCUCAAAGAAAAACUGGCCAAGUGCUCUGAGCUGAAAGAACGCUUGGUCAGAACCGAACAAUGGCGGGAAAGGGCGAGGAAGCAGCUGGAUCAGAUCGUCGAGAACUUGGAUGCUGCUUCCACCAGGUCCGCGAGCAUCAGCCAUGAGGUCGGCUUGCUGAUGGAUACUCAUGCCAAGCUCGUUCAUCAGAACCAGCAACUAAUGCAGCAAGUGUCGGCCGAUUCUUCCCACUUCAAAAUGAUUCUAUCCGCGGCUAAAGUAUACAAAUUGUGCCUAACCAGGAAGGCCCGGAUAGCUCGAGAUUGGCUUCUCUCGGAUGAGCCGGAAGCGUCGAAGUUUCUCGGAGAUCUGACGGCCGAGAUGGUGAAGGCCGGAACCAUGAUUAGUGACGAGAAGUAUCGUCUGGCUGCCGCAGAGUUGGGCAUGGAUUUUACUUCCCUUCAGCAAACUGCUGAACAAAAGGGGAGUGAAGCUUUGUCCAACCUUGCUCCUGUCUUGGACGGGGAGUCGGCGGUACUGGUCGACACGGUCUGGGACGCGGCCGAAAAGAGGGCCUGGUCUGAAAAGAUAAAUGCCGAGGCUGAGAGGGAGGCUUUAAGUCUCGACUUGGAGCAGCUGGCUCUCUCUUCUCCUCCGGCGUCAGAUGUCCCAGAGAACUUGACGCUCUCCAACCUGGAGGUUCUAUGCCUUGAUCUAUCGAAUCUCAUUAUUGACGAAGGCCGGAACCUCCAGAGCUUGUCCCGGGAGUUGUCUGAGAUCGGGGUGGAGCCGUUCAAUGUUGAAGAUUAUGUCAGCUUCACCCCGAGUUUUGAAGAGGGAAGGAUCGAAUCUCCUCCGCCGCCGGGUGAAGAUGUCGAGGCCUUUUUUGACGAUGUAUAAUCUUGUAUUUUAGUAACCUUGUUUUUUGUAAACAUUCAACUAUAUUUUGAAUAUUCGAUGUAUAUAUUCCUGAUUUUUCGUGAUAUCCAUGCUUCUAUUUGUUGAGCCGUGGCUUCUUUCUUCUGAGGCCGCGGAAUACUACUUAAAGGACGUGAUUUUUCGAUGUCACGUAUAGGCGACAUCAAGGAAAUUUGGACUUAGAAUAUUUUCAGCCUUCAGACCCCA